Messenger RNA from Entamoeba invadens IP1, 597 nucleotides. RefSeq lists its product as hypothetical. Bases 1 to 597 code for a protein of 198 amino acids. The record is from RefSeq and is a predicted model, not a curated record. The transcript has a single exon. Lineage: Eukaryota; Evosea; Mastigamoebida; Endamoebidae.
AUGUUCAUAUUGAUAAUUGCAUUCUUUUCUUGCAACUCUUUAGGCUUCGAAGAUUUGGGAGACCAACCUUCGACAAGACCCAAUGUUGAAUUUGAAGAAGCACUUGAUUUUGUAUCAAUUGAAAUUCUAAGACAGAUGGAAGCUGCUUGUUCAGAAUUGGUUAACAACCUUGAGUACAUAUCAAAAAUCAUGGUAGAAAAGGAGACAGCAUGUUCCCUUAAAAAUAACAUUGAAAAGGCCAUUGUUGGUGCAAUUGAAAUUAACAACGAAGUUAAAGAAGUUCUUGCCAAAAACGACGCCAAAGGCGUUUCAAUUAUGGCUUCAAAUAUAUUGAAAAUAUUCCAAAGAACAAACUUUGAAGAUUUUAUGAAAAGAUUUAUCUUUUCCAAAAAAAUAUUAAAAAGUAGAAUGUCUAAAUUAAAAAUGGGAACAGAUGAAAGAAGACUCGCAGAAAGAGCGAUUAAUAAUGUAGCCAGUGGACCUGACUAUAUAUUGAAAUUCGUUGAAAAGUUGAAAGAACACGAAAAAUAUAAAAACGAUAGAAAUAUCGAUUUGAUUAGAGGUCGAAUAAGGGACAUUCCAAGACCAUAUAAUUAA